AUGGCUGAGGAUAUUGGGAAGAUUCCCAAAACUGACCUGUCAUUUGUAGGCUCAGUUGCAUGUACUUCUGCAUUUGUCAGGACGGUACAUAAAUGUCUUUCACGCCUUGUCUCCCUGGGUACCGGGUGCCUUCGUUCUCCGCCUCUGCCGUUGCACAAGGAAAAUCAGACGGCCGUGACCGAGUUCGUCUUCGUGGGAUUCUCCAGCCUGGGGGAGCUUCAGGGGCUGCUCUUCACGAUGGUCCUGCUCAUGUACAUGGUGUCCCUGACGGGCAACGUGGUCAUCACAUCCGUCAUUGCCACCAACCCAGCCCUCCACACACCCAUGUACUUCUUCCUCACCAACCUGUCCCUGCUGGAGAUCUUCUACACCACGGCCAUCGUGCCCAAGAUGCUGGCGAGCCUGGUGUCGGAGAACAGGAGGAUCUCGCCGUGGGGCUGCGCCACUCAGAUGUAUUUUUUCACUCUCUUUGGCAUCGCCGAGUGCAGCCUCCUGGCUUCCAUGGCCUAUGACCGCUACGUGGCCAUCUGCCACCCGCUGCGCUACCCCCUCGUCAUGAGCAAGGGGGCCUGCACCCAGCUGGCUGUGGCCUCCUGGACGGUGGGGAUUCUGGUGGGCAUUGGCCAGACUAGCUACGUAUUUAGCCUGUCCUACUGCGGGCCCAACCGGAUCAACCACUUCUUCUGCGACAUCCCGCCCCUCCUGACGCUGGCCUGCGGGGACACCUCCCUGAAUGUGCUGGCCGUCUACCUGGUGGCUCUCUUCUUCAUCACCACCCCCUUCGCGCUCAUCCUGGCCUCCUACCUCUGUAUCCUCACCACCGUCCUCAGGAUGCCGUCGGCGGAGGGGAGGCGCAAGGCCUUCUCCACCUGUUCCUCCCACCUCAUUGUGGUGCUGCUCUUCUACGGCUCCGGCAGCGUCACCUACCUCCGGCCCAAGUCCAGCUACUCAAUGGAGAGCGACAAGCUCCUUGCCCUCUUCUACACUGUGGUGACCUCCAUGCUGAACCCCAUAGUCUACAGCCUGAGGAACAAGGAAGUCAAGGAGGCCCUGAGGAGGACUCUGGCCAGGAUGUCGUGCCCUCGGUGA
Pelodiscus sinensis (Chinese soft-shelled turtle) is the source of this 1089-nucleotide messenger RNA. NCBI's taxonomy places the organism in Eukaryota, Metazoa, Chordata, Testudines, Trionychidae. The record is from RefSeq and is a predicted model, not a curated record.